This is a messenger RNA of Pecten maximus, 4566 nucleotides long. Its product is annotated as SAFB-like transcription modulator. Bases 32 to 2293 code for a protein of 753 amino acids. NCBI's taxonomy places the organism in Eukaryota, Metazoa, Mollusca, Bivalvia, Pectinida, Pectinidae. Gene Ontology annotation, cellular component: nucleus. The transcript has 17 exons. The record is from RefSeq and is a predicted model, not a curated record. Gene Ontology annotation, biological process: regulation of transcription by RNA polymerase II; regulation of mRNA processing. Gene Ontology annotation, molecular function: sequence-specific DNA binding; RNA binding.
CCAAUCGGAAUCGAGCACUGAGGAAGGCAAAAUGGCCGACGAAGAUUUGCAGAUGGAUGAUUUGGAAGUGGUUGAUACAACAUCUCCAGAAGCCCCUGAUGUUGAGGUGGAGAAUGCAGCAGAUGAAGACUCAUUACUAGACCUAAUGUAUGGGGAUAUGGAAGUGGUGGAUCAGGUGACUGCUGAUCCUAUGCAGGAGGAAGAUACUCAGGAAAACGAAUAUUUCCAAGAUGAACUUGAAGAGUUUAUUGAAAUAAAUGAAGAUAUGGUGGAGGUUGAUGAUAUUCAUUCCAAGCAUGAACCUGGGUUAGAAGCACAUGUUGACACAGCUCCGUGUAAUGUUGAUGGUGGUGAUGGCAAUGAUGAAGAAGCAAAAGACAAAGAAGCAGGCAACACUGGGAAUGAUGUGUCCAGUCCUACUGAAGUAACUGUUAGUGAGGUGAAAGAGGCAGAAAAACCUGUGGAGGAAGCAGCACUUCAGCAGGUUGAUAAGACUGACAGCACAGCUGAAGUAAAUACAGCUGAAACAUCAGAAGAUAUUGCAGAAGAAAGUGAUGUUCUGCAGGUAGAAGAUCCUCAGAAUGAUUUAGAUGCAGAUCUUCUGAACUCCCAGAAGGAGCAGGAGUCCAUGAGUGUAUCAGCUAAUCAAGAAGGAGAGAAGGGUUUAGAUAACAGUGAGAUGGAGGCAACUGAUGGAGAUAAGAAACUGUCACCAGAGCAAGAAAGUGAUGCUGUGAAAUCUACCACAUCACAAGAGAAUGAUACUGUCACAUCGUCAAACAUAACCGCCAAUUGUAACGAUAAAGAAGCAAAGAAAGAAGACACCAACAAAUCUCAGUCCGAUUCCAAGAGGUCGGUUCGUUCUAAGCAAUCAGAAAGCAAGACUACUGGAAAAGUUGAGAGCACCAGUCGCAAUCUGUGGGUUAGUGGUCUGCCACCCACCACAAAAGCAGCUGACCUCAAGACAUUAUUCAGUAAAUAUGGAAAGGUGAUGGUAACCAAAGUUCUGGCUAGUUCAAAAGUCUGUGGUGCCAAGUGUUAUGGUUUUGUGACCAUGUCAACAUCAAAGGAAGCUACAGAGAGCGUACAACAUCUUAAUGGUACAAAGAUGCAAGGCAAACAUGUUAUACAAGUGACCAAGAAAGAACCUAAAAAAAACAAUACAAAGAAGCCUGAAGAGAACAACACUGCAGAUAAAAAGUCUGAAAGUGGAGAUAAGAAAGACCAAGAUAAAAACAAGAGAAAGAUUACUGAACGAAGAUCCUACAGACCUAGAUCAACCCAUGACAGCACACGAAGAGAUUCAGGUGACAGGAACAGGUUACAUGGUAACACACAAAGAGACACCAGGAUUGGCAAUAGAGUGUCAUCCAGUGGAAGGUCAAACACCUCGCACCAUACUCGCUCCAGCUACUCCUCAAGGUACAGAUCCUCUCGUACUCAAUCUUCCUCAAGGGACCAUAGACCCUCCAGCUCUCGUGAUAAGUCACGUAAAUCACCAGCAAAGAAGGACAGUGACAAGAAAGCUUUCAGUGCUAAACCUGAGAAGAAGGAGAAGCCAGAGGCAUCCAGUACCACUGAGAAGUCAGAAAAAGAAGGUGAACCUGUGGAAGGUACAUCAAAGGAUGGUAUUGAGGAUGAUGGAAAAGAAGCAGAGGAGAAAGCUGAAGUUGAUGCAGAAGGAGAGGGUACUGAGAAGAAAAGUGAAGAUGAAAAAGCCACUUCAGAGCCUAAAAGUUCAGAGAAAAAGACAAUUGUACCAUUUGAUCGAAUGAAGGAAGAAAAGAUUAAAGAAUGGGAAAAACUGAAGAAAAGAAAGUCACUUCAAGAAGAUCUGAAGAGGAAAGAGAUAUAUCAAGAAAAGAAACGCCAAAAAGACAUUCAUAUCAGACAAAGGAUGGAGUCAUUGAAAUUAUCCAGGGAACGGGAAAAACUCAGGCGAGAAAGACAGCGAUUAGAGAGAGAAAGACUUGCUGCUCAGAGACGAGAAUUUUUACGUUUAGAACAGUUGGAGAGAGACAAACAGGACAGGGAAAGGACAGAAAGACUGCGACUAGAACGCCUUAGGUUGGAAGAGGAGAGGGAUAGAAGAGCAUUGAAGCGUAUGUUUGAACGAUCUAUUGAAGAUGACUGGUUAGACAACAAAAGGUCUUUGAUGUCAGAUACUUUUCAGAGAGAUCGCUACAGAGAUAUUGACUCCCGUGACUCCCGACCUUCACGAUAUGAUGAUUCACGACUUGAUAGGGAUGCCUAUGACAACAGACGGGCAGAGAGAUUCAACAGAAAGACUUAAGCAGGGCAGACAUCCGGGACAGGGAGGCUUCUCGCUCAUCUCUCAGAGAUGAUAGAAAUGAGGAUAGGUUUGAUAGAUUUAAUGAUCGAAAUAGGGAUGCUGUACGAGCGAGAGAUGGUGAUGCAACACGAUACAGGGAUGGAGAGAGAGGCAGAGACAUGGACAGACGACCACAGAGAAAUACUUUUGACAGUAGAGGUGACAGGAAAAUGGAUAGAGGUGUAGUACCAGCUGCUCGCAAUGUCGCCCACCAAUCUAGUCACUGGGGAAGUGGAGCACAGUCAGCUUCAGGACUCUCCUCCUCCAACAUGGGAGCAAGUGCAUAUGUCUCCAAUAUGCAGCAGCCGGGUAUGAUGAUGGGUAGCCAGCGAAUACUAACAGGGCAGCAUGGAACUCUCCCAAUGAAUACUCAUAUAGGGAUGAAUCAUAAUAUGAGACGAUACUAAGUCAGACCCCAGUAACGUUCAGUGUUUGUGUUGUGUACUUAUCAUCCUAUGUCUCACUUUUAAUACUGAACUUGUCAGCAAAAAAUUAAUUAAGAUAUUUGGAUAUCAAAUCUUUUUUUUUUUUUUUUUUUUUAAUAUCAAAAAUGUGUUAAAACUGAAUUGACAGGCAUUAAUUAGAACUUGUUAGGUCUUUCAACUCUGUAUCGUUCUUAUUGUAUUACAUCCAGCAUUAUGGUAUAGGAGGGAUUCCUGAUGGUCCUAGACCAAAAUUGCCUUAAUGUUUACACAUCAACAAACAUAAUACCUUUGCAACGCUUCUCUUCACUUUGUUUAACCACAGUUGUUUUGUACUUGCCUAUAUUAGAUGCUAUCUGAAGAUCAGAAAAAUUUCUGAAGUCAAAGAGCUGAAUUUAUUUUUUUUUAAUUAUUAUUAAUACUACAUAUUCAGAAAAAUAACUAAAACUUUAAAGAUUAGCUUUAGAAUGGUCAGUACAGAGCACAUUUUUGAAAAUUGUGUAUAUUGUGCAUAAUGUGUGUUAGUGUAUAUGACGGUUUUAUUCAUAAUCAUUUGUUUGGACCGUGACUUAUGAAAGAAUUGGUAAAUUGUAAAUAGCAUCAAAUGAAUCAAAAAUUCAUACUUGUAUGUGAUACAGAGAUAAAUUUUGAGUGUGAAAUGGGAGAGAAAGGAAAUUUGUAUAAGAUGGUGUAGUAAGGAUGUGAGUACAUAUGUAACAUGUAUAUUUCCCCACAGUUAAAGAUGUGAAUAAGGUUGUUAUUAAAUGAAUAAUUUUAUAUUACUGAAAAAGCAAAAAAGAUGCUAUUUUGUUAUAGCAUAUAAUGUUGAUCAUGAAAAAUCGAUUUGUAUGUUACACAUUAAUUUGAAGUCGUUCAUAUGAUGCUAGAUGAAUAGAUCUCAUAUUUAUUAUUUGAAUGAACUUUUAACAUCUGAAUUAUAUAUCAUGUCACCAAUUAUAAAGUAAAUUUUAAAACUAUAUUUUAACUGAGAUGGUGUAAACAGACAUACUGAUUUUGGUGUAUUUAUUACAAGUACAGUGUAUAUGUGGUGCUGCUUCAAUACUGAAAGACAUUGUGUUCAUAUUAGAUGUUUAAUGUUGCAUAUAGCGGUAUUUAAAUGUGAUGUAGUAGUUUAUGUCUACAUGUCAGGAUUGACAUAAACUGAACUACAAUUUUUUUAUGGCUACAGUGCACGUUUUGUGUGGAAUCUCAAAGGUAAUUCAUCUCUUGUCCAUAUACAAAAAAAAAAUGUAUUAAUUUAGCACUUUUGAACAGUGUAAAGUGACUGCUCAUUAUUCACAGGAGAUUUUAUUGUUGAUACUGUCAAAGUAAAUAAUGUUUGGAAAAGAUUUGUGAUAACAAUGUCUCUUCUUUAAUUAUGUGUGUGAUUGUAAUGGUAACAUUUUAAAAAUACUUUGAGUGAUGUAAUAGUGUAAAAAUAAGAGAUAUGUUACUGCAGAUUACCGUAUCAUACCGUCACUAUUUUACUGUUGUUAUGGAAGUUUUUUUAAACAUUGGUUGCAAUCCAAGUCAUGUAUCCUCAGUGCUCUUUUAUAUUAAAAGGUAGAUGUAUCCUCUUGUUCUUUUGAAAUGUGAACAUCCGAUAUCAUGAUAGUUCUGCUGGUUUCGUAGAAUUACUGUAACAACAUUUAAAUCUUGUGGAUGUGACAAAAUGUGUCAGAGGACAUGUGUUCCUGAUAACUGACCUCGAGACAACCUUAAAACAUAAUGUAUAUGGUACAUAUAAUAUGUGAAAUGAUGUGAAUUCAUUCUACUGUACAUAAUGAAUAAAACAUAACUUAUAAAUCACAA